Symbiodinium sp. CCMP2456 is the source of this 936-nucleotide messenger RNA. The record is from the annotation of a GenBank genome assembly. Lineage: Eukaryota; Dinophyceae; Suessiales; Symbiodiniaceae.
AUGAUGACGCCUCGGGACCUGGCCAGUUGUGCUGCAGCCUUCGCCUUGGCAGAGCGUAGGGACUUCCGUGUCUUUUACCUCUUGGCCGAGGAGGCCAUUGGGAAGGCCAAAACCUUUGGUGCCGAGGAGGCCGCGAAGAUGCUCCAAGCCUACGCAGACGUCAGAGUGCGAUACCCUGGCUUGCGGACGGAUCGGCUGGAUGCAGUUCAUCAGAUCUAUGCGUCCAAAGUGCGCGAGGGUGGAUCCGUCGCCAUUGUGCAGGAUGACGAUGGCGUCUUCGUCCGGACCAAACUUCUGCAAAAGAAUGGGGCGACCUCCUUGGUGCAAGGGUGGUGCCGACAAGGCCAGGAAGCUGUCCAGACGGUCCCAGACAACGCCAUCUUCGGGGGCUGGCCGGCCCUGUCCCUGCUCCUCUCGCACCCCAUGAAGAAGCUCAGGAACGAGAUCGAGUUCCUCUGGCCGAGCACACUCUCGUCCGUGGUUGUGAAGCGAGCUGGCGCGGCGCUGGAUCCAGAUGUCGGGCUCGGAAAUCUGUUGCGCGAUCCCCAUGACUUGUGCAUCAGUAUCGAUGGUGUGGACUACCCACUGGAACAUGACAAAGCCGCGAGCAAUGCUGGCAGUCGAGCCGCCAAAGAGCGGCAGCGCCGGGUGCUGAUCAAGGUCCUAUGGAGCCAAGCUGGAGGUUGCCUCCUGCUCUUUGCCAUCUGGAUGCUUCUGGAGUGGCGCAUCUCGCAGCUGAGGGGUGCCGAAGCUUUGGAUGUGGAUGAGGUGAUCGCCACGCAAAGAUCACGCUUGCAGCGGACGGCGCGACGACGCGAGCUGCCCACCGCGGAGGGCGAAGGUUGGGGUUCCAUCCAGCUCGGUUGGGCAGAGCCCGCGGGAGAGCACUGGAGCUCGGCCAAAGACUGGCCGAGAGAAGAAGAUGAGGAUGCGUGA